CCAACAUGACAGUGACUGUUGCGCAAAGUUCCCCUUUUUAGCCUUUACAGUCCACCAACACUUCCUGUUUAUUUUCUCAGGCUCAUAAUUUCUUAGAGAGGAUGAAGAUGAUAACAGAAAAUUUUGUUUUGCCUGUCAGAAAGAGAGCAGGAUCUUGCAGACAGGCCUUAACGUCUCUGCUGUCAUACCUCUGGGACGUUUACUCGGCACCCUCUCCUGCGGGCAGGGACAUCCUCACUCUGCUGUCUCUCUGUUUCACACUUGCAUGUGUUACUGGUGGCUUGCUUCACCACUGGCUGUCAAAGAGUCUGAGAUAUGAUUACGAAGCGUCGGUUCAAACUGUCAGUAUCUACAGUGUGAGCAUGUUUCUGGUCUCCUUCCUGUGCCAUCCCCUGCGCUGUGUGCUAACAAUGAUCCUUCCUACAGUUUGCACCAAACAAGGACGGAAACUCCUCAUCACGGCCUCUGUCAUGAUUUUGGUGCUGAAUGUCAUCCCUAAUAUCACAGUAAAUGUGGGAGCAGUGGCACGCAUCCUGAAGUGCACUGCUGAGGGUUUUGCAAAGACUUUAUUAAACUCAUCUGAACCUUUGAACAAAGCCAAGACAGACCUUGUUGAAGAAGCCAUCAAAGUAAAGUGGGAGGACUUGAGCAUUGUUACCAACUUAAGGACUUUGGAUCAUUACACACAUAUUGAUGUGUCUGAUGUCAAAAGCAUGUUUACUAAGAUAAUUGGGAAGAUAGAGGUCAACUUCUCACAUGCCAGGAACCUCCUCAGAGAAUACAAACUGCUGUCAAACCGGAUUCUUGCUGCCGUCUUUGUUGCACUGCUGAUCGCUGAAUCUGCACGCUACUUGAAAUCUUAUCUGACAUCAGUUCAUUUUGAUAAUGGGUACAUCUCCAAAGAGCUCUUGCAAAAAAUGCCAAUCAAUGAAAGGCCAGCUAAAAAUAAAAUCAAUCUUGAAAACUGUAAAGUAAUAAGUCAGGAAUGUUCCUCUUGUUUCCUAUCACUGAUUGUGGUAACUUUAUAUUUCAUUGCAAUAACCCUAAUAGUAGUUUUGGAUCAUGUUGUGUACUACAUAGUUCAGAUGAUUGCACCAUGGUUGCUGGACUUUCCACCUACAUCUGCUGUUAUAAGUGUCAAUUAUAAGGUUCAGUGGUUCCCCCCUGCCUUUUGUAUUAUCCCACAAUCCUGCAUCAAACGGGAGCUGGUAAACUUCCACAGGGAUUACAAGUGGAAUUUCAGCCCUGGGCCAUCUCUCUGUGAUGUGACAACUUCAGCUCCAAACCUGGGAGUCACACUCCUGCUGGGAUGUCUCUGGCUGAUGAGCUACUUUCUGGUUUUCCUUGAGGUUUAUGCAAGGCGGCUACGCAGAAAAAUCUCUGCAUCCUUCUUCAGAAAGCAGGAGGAGAAGAGAAUAGCUUACUUGAUGAGGAAAAUGCACGUGAAGAAAAAUAAAAAACACCAAAAGGGGGACAUUUCUGUUCAUGUGCAAAUUUGAAUGACAUGUAACAGCUAAUGAAUCGACUGCUAUGAAAAUAGGUUGCAUGUUUAGACCAUUUGGAUCAACUGAUCUAGUGGUACUUUCACUUUGUGAUGUAACCAAAGUUGUGUGGAUGUGUAAUUUUGUAUAUUGGUAUGAUCUGUCCUGUUAGUCUAUGUCCAUACUUUUAAUCACGAACUCUAAUAGAAUAGCUUUGCUUGAUUCACAGUUCAAAAAGUUAUCUUAUACUGGGCUUUGGUGCAGCCCCUCUCUUUAUUCUCUAUCCCUACUCACACCCAUCAAAGCCAACUGUAGAUUUUUUUUUUUAAUUUGGGGCUUUUUGCAAACAAAAGGUUCAUGCCCACAGAGCUGUGUAUUUGUGUCAUAUUAAGGCUGACACAAGAGUACAAGAGUAGAAAUAACAGAGCUGUCUCAAUCCUGACCUUUUGGCUCACAGGGUUUACCUGCGCAUACACUGAUCUGAGGUAAUUAUUUUGGUCCAGGUGUUGGAUUUAUAACAUUUAUGUUUAAUAUUGCUGAUGAUGCCCUGUAAAAAGUUCAUUUUUAUUUUGUGUAGUGGGCCUCAGCAAGUUGAAGCAUCAUAAGCCUCCGCUGACUGAUCUUGAAGGUAAAGCCUCCCAGAUGCUAAAGUGACUGUUUCUUGUUUUCUUUGAUGUCUGUAUCAUUCGGUGGUCUUCUUUGUUUCUGUUUUGCAAAAUGUAAACUGAAUACAGUGCAUCCUGUGUAUGAGU
Molecule: messenger RNA, 2233 nt
Organism: Oreochromis niloticus (Nile tilapia)
Lineage: Eukaryota; Metazoa; Chordata; Actinopteri; Cichliformes; Cichlidae
Gene: ocstamp
Product: osteoclast stimulatory transmembrane protein
Exons: 3
Coding region: 102-1499 (465 amino acids)
Cellular component (GO): membrane
Source: RefSeq, a predicted model, not a curated record